This is a messenger RNA of Apaloderma vittatum (bar-tailed trogon), 419 nucleotides long. RefSeq names its product fatty acid binding protein 2, intestinal (gene FABP2). The transcript is spliced from 4 exons. Gene Ontology annotation, biological process: fatty acid transport. Bases 21 to 419 code for a protein of 132 amino acids. The record is from RefSeq and is a predicted model, not a curated record. Lineage: Eukaryota; Metazoa; Chordata; Aves; Trogoniformes; Trogonidae. Gene Ontology annotation, molecular function: fatty acid binding. Gene Ontology annotation, cellular component: cytosol; nucleus.
GUUCUCCCACAGACAGAAACAUGGCAUUUAAUGGCACCUGGAAAGUAGAAAGAAAUGAAAACUACGAAAAGUUCAUGGAGGCCAUGGGUGUUAACAUGGUGAAAAGAAAGUUAGGAGCCCAUGACAACCUGAAGAUCACUAUUCAACAAGAUGGAAACAAGUUUACUGUCAAAGAAUCAAGCAACUUCCGUAACAUAGAUAUUGAAUUCACUCUGGGAGUCAGUUUUGAGUACAGCCUGGCAGAUGGGACUGAGCUUACUGGUUCUUGGAAUAUGGAAGGAAAUAAACUUGUGGGAAAAUUUACUAGAAAAGAUAAUGGAAAAGUACUCACAACAUACAGAGAAAUUGUAGGUGAAGAACUUGUUCAGACCUACAUAUAUGAAGGAGUUGAAUCCAAGAGAAUCUUCAAAAGGGGCUAA